Boleophthalmus pectinirostris (great blue-spotted mudskipper) is the source of this 639-nucleotide messenger RNA. Its product is annotated as C-X-C motif chemokine 10-like. Gene Ontology annotation, cellular component: extracellular region. Gene Ontology annotation, molecular function: chemokine activity; CXCR chemokine receptor binding. Lineage: Eukaryota; Metazoa; Chordata; Actinopteri; Gobiiformes; Gobiidae. The record is from RefSeq and is a predicted model, not a curated record. Bases 90 to 371 code for a protein of 93 amino acids. Gene Ontology annotation, biological process: chemokine-mediated signaling pathway; inflammatory response; neutrophil chemotaxis. The transcript has 4 exons.
AAAAGCCUGUGUCGAGACCCAGGACCCUCAGAGCUCUCCAGCCACCUGCACCUCUUCACCAAACCACCAUCUCCACAUCUCCAGCCAAGAUGAUCAACAGCUCCAUCAAAGUGCUGCUGGCUCUUGCCGCUCUAGCUCUCAUCUGCGACGCACAACAAAGCCACGCAGUUCAGCAGUGUUUGUGUGCCAAUGUUAGAAACACUGUCGACGCAAAGAAAAACAUUUCAGACAUUCAGAUCUACCCUCCUUCAGAUUUCUGCAACCGAGUUGAGAUUGUCGUCACCAGUAAAUCUAGUGACCGUUAUUGCUUGAACCCUGACCUGAGAGUGGCCAAAAUGUUACUGAAUAGGAUAAUCCGAGCAAACAAGUAAGAAACUGGAGCCUCAAGUCCAAGUCCAACUUUGAAAUUAUGAUGCAGCUUACCACCAUCUUGAGUUACAAAGAAUGUAAAAUGUGAAAAUGAAGAUAGAAAUAUUGCUGUGUGUUCUCUAAAUUAUUAUUUUGUUUAUGUGUUUGCCUUGAUGUGGUACUUUUUAACAAUGGGCCUUCUUUUAGUCUCGCAUUUCCGUUCAUUUUAGUACUUUUAAAAUGUUUUGUUUGUAUAUUUUCUAUUUUGUAAUAAAAUAUAUUUGAAAAACA